Messenger RNA from Penicillium lagena, 1593 nucleotides. RefSeq lists its product as uncharacterized. Gene Ontology annotation, biological process: transmembrane transport; amino acid transport. The record is from RefSeq and is a predicted model, not a curated record. NCBI's taxonomy places the organism in Eukaryota, Fungi, Ascomycota, Eurotiomycetes, Eurotiales, Aspergillaceae. Gene Ontology annotation, cellular component: membrane. The coding region runs from base 1 to 1593 and encodes 530 amino acids. Gene Ontology annotation, molecular function: transmembrane transporter activity. The transcript has 5 exons.
AUGGCCCAGACGAAAGAAGAUGAUGUAUUCGGUGUCUCAACGGACGAGGAUCUUACCCUUGAGCAUCUGGGGUACCAACAAGAAUUUCGACGCUCGUAUAGUUUGUUUGAUAUGGUAGGGUUCAGCUUCAGCAUCGUUACCUGUUGGACUGCACUGAGUGGCGUUUUUAUCGUCGGCGUGGAAGCCGGCGGCCCACCCGUUAUGAUCUUUGGCUGGGUCGGAGUCUGUGUAUUUACGUUACUUAUUGGAUUGGCCAUGGCCGAAAUGUGUUCACGCUGGCCGGUGGCAGGAGGUCAGUACUCCUGGGUGGCCAUGCUGGCUCCCCCACGAGUGUCUCGGCAGCUUUCCUAUAUAACAGGAUGGUACAUGCUCACAGGAAUACUUGCAAUGGGCGCAGUGAACAACUCCUUCGCAUCCAACUACAUCUUGGGCCAGGCCAAUCUGGUUUUCCCAUCUUUCAUCAUUGAGCGAUGGCACACUGUCUUAGUUGCUUGGGCUGUCGGGAUUCUCGCUCUAAGUGUUAAUGUGUUUGCACCACAGGCGCUGCAUCGAGUUGCACGACUUAUCCUCCUGUGGAAUAUUUUCUCCUUCAUCGUUGUGAUUAUCACUCUCUUGGCAACCAACGACCAUAAACAAGAUGCCAGCUUCGUCUUUCAGGACUUCCAAAACAUGACCGGAUUUGGCUCCGCCAUGGCUACCGUAGUAGGAAUUCUACAAAGCCUCUUCGGCAUGUGCUGCUAUGAUGCAGCCAGCCAUAUGACGGAAGAGAUGACCCACGCAAGCCGAGACGCUCCAAAAGCAAUUGUGCUGUCAGUCUUACUGGGAGCUAUCACUGGCUUUAUCUUUCUUCUUACUUUGUGUUUCUGUAUUGGUGAUAUUGCAGCAACGGCGAAAUCAACUACAGGAGUGCCGGUAAUCCAGAUCUUCUACAACUCGACCCAGAGCAAAGUGGGGACUUGCAUUUUGGCGAGUAUGAUGACUGUCAUUCUCGUUGUGGCAUCCAUUAGCUUGGUGGCAGAAGGAUCUCGAUCAGUUUAUGCCUUUGCACGAGACCAUGGUCUGCCGUUUUCUGGCGUGUUGUCGAAGGUUGAACCGAGGAAAAAAAUCCCAUUAUACGCCAUCUUUUUGACCUUGACGGUCCAGGUGGGUCUAAACGCGAUUUACUUUGGUACAGAGACGGGCUUCAAUACUGUAGUGUCAAUAGCAGCCACUGGAUUUUAUGUCUCCUAUGGUCUUGUCCUAUUUUCCCGACUACUUGGCUAUUUCUUCAGCCACCAGACCUCAUCAUUCACAGGGCCAUAUUCAUUGCCACUUCCACUUUCUCUGAGCUUCAAUGGGAUAGGGUUGCUCUUCCUGCUUUUUGCUGUCAUCAACUUCAACUUCCCUUCUGAGGCCCCUAUUACCGCGGUUUCGAUGAACUAUACCUGUGCAGCGAUUGGACUGGUGAGCUUGCUUAGCAUUGUGACAUGGUUUACCACUGCAUCAAAUCGCUUCACAGGCCCAUCGGAUGUUAGAAAUCUGGUGGUCAACGGCGUGGAAGGCGUAUCGACAUUGCAGCCUAUCCUUGACAUGAAGCCAAGCAAGGAAAGAUAA